AUGGCCUUUCUUGGCACCCUGAAGCAGGCCCUCGAGCAAAAGGCCACCACGGCGACGGCGUCAUCGUCUCCAGGACACCGCCUGAGACGCAAAGUCACGAGAUACAGCGCCCUCGUACCCAACGGCUUGUUCGCCGCGAGCCUGCGAGGAUGGCUCUCCACCUCCCAGGCCGAGCCUCCGCUCCCUUGUCUGGAGAGCACACCCGCUAUAUCUGGAACUGCGUUUGGGGAGGCACCUGCCUUUGAUAUUGGCACAGACAGCGGCAUUGCUGGCGUCGACGGCGACAGCAAAUUCGACCUCAUUCUCCUUUGCAACCACGGCUUGUACGGCCCGAAUCCCGAGCCCGACCGCAACGUUAUCCAACGUGCGCUGGAGAUGCUCGUGGAGCGUGAUGGAUUGCUGGUGCUGCUGCACCGUGAGGGCCUGUACCUGGACGGCUUGGUGGCACGCCGGACGGUGCUCUUGCCCGGCGGCGGCGUUAUCCGUGUGCCAAGUGACGACGACGAGAGAUUGGAUUGCUUCGCAGCUUUCAUGGCUGGCUUCGCUGCGCCGGACGAGGCUACGGCAGCGGGGUGGCGCGAUGUCUGCCGCGUUUUGGGCCGCCGCGGUUGCAGUGAGGCCGGUGCAUCAGCUCACCAAGAAGAAGGAGAAGGAGCAGGAGGAGAAGGUCAGGACCAGCUCGUGUUCAGGGCGCCCGGCAUGGUCAUGGCAUCCUUCACCCGACACGCUGCAACAGCGCUGGGCGAGCUAACGGUAAAGGUGCCUUCGCGCUUGACGGAGAAGCCGGUCAAGAACUCCGAAGCGCGAUUGCGCUGUCCCGCUGCAAUCGUGAGGCCGACAGGUGGCUGGCAGGUGCAGGAGUGUGUCCGGUGGGCGCUGAGGCACGGUGUUGGCUUGACUGUCAUUGGCGGGGGUCACAGCGGCCACUGCCUCUGGCCUCAUGUCGUGGCGAUCGACAUGGAUGAGGAGGAGUACAGUUCUCGUCUCGUCCAUGCCCCCGCCGCCUCCACCACGGGUGACAUUGUCCGGGCUGCCAUGGGCGACAGGCUGGCUGUGCCUUUGGGCGCUCGGCCCAGCGUGGGUGCCGGGUCUUGGUUGCAGGGCGGUAUUGGGCACCUGGCCAGGCUGCACGGACUUGCAUGCGAUGCCAUUGUUAAUGCCAAGGUCGUUGGCCUAGCUUCUGGCGAGAUUCGAAGCGUGGGCUGCCUGCCGGACGAGUUUCAAUCGGUUUAUACUGGUGCCGCGAGUCCGAGUGACCUCGACCUAUUAUGGGCCAUCAAGGGCGCCGGCACCAACUUUGGCAUCGUGAUCGAUGUGGUUUUCAAAACGUAUGCGGCUCCGAAAUAUUUGAUCCGAAAAUGGCUUGUCCCGCUGGGUGACGUUCUUGAGGCGCGGCACAAGCUCCGCCAAGUUGGCAAGUUUGUCGGCGACCAGCUACGACUAGGCGUGACCAUGCUGAAAAUGUUGACGGCUGGUGCCGGUGUUGAAACGCCGACAACCGCAUCCGUCUCUAUGUCAGCUGUCUUGGGACCGCAAACAAGCUGCGUGACCGUGGAUGGUGUCGGCGUGUUCGACACCAAGAUGUACGUGUCCGAGAUGAAUCAUGGCUGCGAAAAACCGUCGUCUUUCAAGCGAAGUUUGUUCCUGAACGACAUCGGAGAAGCCAACAGCAUCGCCGACAUCUUGGUGGCGGCCAUCGAGGCCCGUCCUACACCACUCAGCUACCUCUAUUUGGCUCAGGGCGGCGGAGCAGUCGGCGACGUGGGAGCAGACGCCACCGCCUUUGGCUGUCGAGACUGGGACUUUGCCUGCACAAUAGCAGGCGUCUGGCCCCGGAGUCAGGAACGGUUCGAGAUCGCCCAAGCUGCCGUGGAUUGGGUCUACAAGGUUGGGGGGAAGUUGCUGCCCGUGAGCCGCGGCGCUUACAGCGCUGACCUCGGACCCGAUCCUCGGGAUACCGCGCUGGCUGCCAGCGCGUUUGGACCGAAUCUCCCGCGUCUGGCCCGUCUUAAGCGCAAGUCGGACCCACGAAAUGUGCUGGCUUCUGCUUGCCCGCUUCCGAGAAUACCCAUGGAACCGAAGCUCAUCGUGCUGGUUACGGGCGCAAGCGGUGUCGGGAAGGACUACUGCGCCGACAUCUGGGUGCGCUCAGUGGUCAUCAGCGAAGCGACUAAGCGCGAAUACGCCGCCGCCACAGGUGCCGACGUGGACCGUCUGCUACGAGACCGUGCUUACAAAGAUCAACAACGGCCUUCUCUGACCGCCUUCUGGGAGAGUCAGGUACAGCAGCGUCCCCGGCUGCCAGAGGAGCAUUUUAUGAAUGCGGUGUACGCCGCCGCGGAUGUUGAUGUUCUGUUCAUCACCGGAAUGAGGGACGAGGCGCCGGUCGCGGCCUUUUCGUAUCUGGUGCCGGAUAGCAGACUGCUCGAUGUUCGCGUUCAGAUUAGCGAAAGGACGGGGCGCGGUUCUCAGAUGGACGGUAAAGAUGGGCCCGUUGGUGACAGCAAGGAAAGCAAUGCCAUGCCGACUUCAAGGCCUAGCUCGGAUUACCAUACCAGUUACAUCUUCAAUAAUGACGCGACGGGAACAGGGCGGCCGUUACCCAUGGUGCGCCCAAUCCCCGACUUCCCAAGCCCCGGCAUUGAGUUCUGCCAUGUGCUCGACAUAGCCCAGCGGCCGGCCGGGCUCACCCUGUGCACGUCUCUCCUGGAGCAGCAUUUCUCCAGUGACUGGAACAAGAUCGAUAGGGUGGUGUGCUGCGAAGCCGGUGGUUUCGUAUUCGCAACGGCGCUGGCCGUGCGGGUCAAUGUUCCCCUGGUGCUGAUCCGCGAAGCCGGCAAGCUGCCCCCGCCGACCGUUUCCGUCGACAGAUCCCCCUCGCAUAUUUCAGCUUCGGCGUCCAGUCGCCCCAAGAAGCGUAUCGAGAUGGACCGGGAUGCGAUUCCCAGUGGCGCGUCGGUGCUGGUAGUGGAUGAUGUCCUCGCGACGGGCCAGACGCUGUGCGCGGUCUUGCGGCUGUUGGGUGAAGCCGGCGUCGCCGCCGAGAAUGUCAGCGCCAUGGUGGUUGCUGAGUUCCUGUCCACCGUGGCCAGGAUUUGCUGCGCCGGCGUGACUUUGGCAAAACUGCGUCAAGCCCGUGGCUCCUGCUCCAGUGGGCUAGAGUUCCUGGUCUAUUCUCAGGGGUCGUGACCUGUUAGACAGUCCAUCCGUCUCUACC
Molecule: messenger RNA, 3217 nt
Organism: Parathielavia appendiculata
Lineage: Eukaryota; Fungi; Ascomycota; Sordariomycetes; Sordariales; Chaetomiaceae
Exons: 8
Coding region: 1-3189 (1062 amino acids)
Biological process (GO): cholesterol biosynthetic process
Cellular component (GO): cytoplasm
Molecular function (GO): FAD binding; phosphomevalonate kinase activity
Source: RefSeq, a predicted model, not a curated record